This is a messenger RNA of Boleophthalmus pectinirostris (great blue-spotted mudskipper), 2208 nucleotides long. It is a transcript of the gene col8a1a, whose product is annotated as collagen, type VIII, alpha 1a. Bases 1 to 2208 code for a protein of 735 amino acids. The record is from RefSeq and is a predicted model, not a curated record. The transcript has 2 exons. Lineage: Eukaryota; Metazoa; Chordata; Actinopteri; Gobiiformes; Gobiidae. Gene Ontology annotation, molecular function: protein binding.
AUGACUCCCCUCCCUGCCCCCCUCCUCCUGUCCCUGCAGCUGGCAGUCUUCACGUGUGUUAAUGGGGCGUUCUACAAGCAACAUCCUCAACAAUACCAGCCAGUGCAACAGUACCAACAACAUAUGGGCAUGGGCAAGGAGGGCUUCCCUCAGCAACAGUACAUGGGCAAAGAGAUGCCAUACAUGCAGUACCCGCACUAUCGGAAGGAGAUGCCACAGAUGCCAGUGAAAGGCAAAGGUCCUCGAAAUGGGGGUGCUAUUAAUGGUGGCCAGGACAAAGGUCAGACCAUUCCCAGUGGUGCUGAAGGAGUUCCUCAGGGUGAACCAGGGCCAAUGGGGCCCCCAGGACCAGAGGGGCCUCCAGGUCCUCCUGGGCCUUCGGGCAAUGGACUACCAGGACCUGAGGGAAGACCAGGACCACCUGGUCCACCAGGAUUACCUGGACUGGGAAAACCUGGAUCGCAGGGACUACCAGGCAGACCUGGAGCAGAUGGAGAGCCCGGAAUGCAAGGUGAAAUGGGCCCUAGGGGAGAGAUGGGACCAGGUGGACAGCAAGGACCCCAAGGCCCACCAGGACCACCUGGGCUACCAGGAAUAGGUAAAACUGGUGUACCAGGACUACCAGGCCAGCCGGGCCCGAAAGGUGAUCCAGGACACAAAGGAUUUCCAGGCUUACCAGGUUUACCAGGACCCAAAGGAGACAAAGGAAUAGGUAUGCCAGGACAGCCAGGUCAUAAAGGACUUCCAGGGCCUGCAGGACCAGCGGGACCAAGAGGACUUCCUGGUUUUGGAAAACCUGGGCUACAUGGAGCACCUGGUCCAAAAGGUCCACCAGGAGAUAAAGGACAUCCAGGACUGCAAGGACCAGCCGGGCCACCAGGAGAGGCUGGAGCUCCAGGCCCACAAGGUUUAGCCGGUGUAGGAAAGCCAGGUCCAAAUGGCCUUCCUGGACAACCAGGUACUCCAGGUGCUAAAGGUCACGCAGGACCUCCAGGUCUACCAGGAAAGCCAGGAUUACCUGGAUUUGGUAAGCCUGGACUCCCAGGACCAAAAGGUGAUAAAGGUAUGAAUGGUCCACCAGGGCUGGUGGGACCAAAAGGAGAUAAAGGCCUUGCAGGACCUCCUGGUAUGACUGGGCUUCCAGGACCAAAGGGUUCAACAGGUCUUUCAGGCCCUAUGGGCCCAUCUGGAGGUUUAGGUGCACCUGGACCAAAAGGGGAAUGUGGAGAAGGUGGACCUAAAGGUCUCGAUGGAGCCAAGGGAGAUAUUGGACCCCCUGGCUUAGCUGGUAGAAAUGGACUUCCAGGGGAUCGUGGAGAACCAGGACCUAGAGGCCCACCAGGACCAGCAGGUGCGAAAGGAGAGAGUGGACACAAAGGUCUUCCUGGUCAGCCUGGUCCUCAAGGGCUUCCAGGAACUAAUGGACUGGAUGGUUUGCCUGGUGAGAUUGGACCUCAAGGUCCUAAAGGAAUUCCAGGAUUAGAUGGUGCAACAGGGCCAACUGGACCUCCUGGUGUUUCCGGUCCUAAAGGAGAGAGUGGCCCACCUGGGCCACCAGGUCUUGUAGGUGAGGGAAGUCCUGGUCACCCUGGCCCAAUUGGUCCCCCUGGAAAAGAAGGUCCAGUUGGACCCCAAGGUCAACCAGGUCUGCCUGGUCCACCAGGUCCACCUGGAGAACCUGGAUUAGCACCUGACAUGUCUGGAGUACUCUCUGAGAUGGGACCUGGACUUGAUGGCGUGAAGGCUGGAGGUUAUGGCAAGAAGGGCAAGUUUGGUACCAAUGGUGCAGAGGUUAUGGGAUCUAGUGGAUUGGAAAUGCCAGCAUUCACUGCAAUUCUAACGACACCUUUUCCACCAGUUGGCAGUCCAAUUGUCUUUGAUAGGCUUUUGUACAAUGGACGGCAAAACUAUAAUUCGCAAACUGGAAUUUUCACCUGUGAGUUACCAGGGAUUUAUUACUUUGCCUACCAUGUUCAGUGCAAAGGAGCCAAUGUGUGGGUGUCCCUGAUGAGGAACAAUGAACCAGUAAUGUAUACAUACGAUGAAUAUAAAAAGGGUUUUCUGGAUCAAGCAUCUGGAAGUGCAGUACUACCUCUCCAACCAGGGGACACUGUAUAUCUACAACUGCCUUCAGAUCAGGCUGCAGGACUUUAUGCAGGGCAAUAUGUGCACUCAUCAUUUUCUGGGUAUUUGUUAUAUCCUAUGUAA